UGUUAGUGACGCUAGCGUGUUAGGGCGACGAGUGAGAGGAUUAGAAAUAGAAUUAAUGGUCCCGUCUUCUAAUUUACCAAUUUGGGAUUCUUGCCGACAAUUCCCCUACCUACAAUGUUAUCUCACGCCCAGACUCUUUAACAACCUUUUUCCCCCUACGGAUUCUACACUUAGAUUGCUUGUUGGUUGUAUUGUUUGACGGCGAGAUUUUAGAGAUUCAACAAUCAAUGCCUUUCAUUUAACACUUUCCCACGAAUUGAUCCCGAAUUGAUUUAAAGAUGGACCUGCACGAGGCUCAGGUCUACCUACAGGCCUCGCUUCACGAAAUCUCCCAUACCUUUCAAAAGGUCCCCGGGAGUGCCGUAUUGAUCCGAUACAUCCAGUCCAGUUACCAGAACGAUCCCGUCCGAUCCGCCAUAGAACUCAUCCUCGUUAUAUUCUUCGUUCGAUACCUACUCUCGCCAUCCUAUGCUACCCACGAUCCCAAUUACGUGAAGCUUCGUGAAGAUGAGAUCGACGAGUUGAUUAAGGAUUGGGAGCCCGAGCCCCUCGUCGCUGCCCAAACCCCUUUCGAAGAAGCCGAGGCCGAGAAACAGCCUAUGAUUGUCGGACCGACCGGUCCGAAGGUGAAACUAUCCAAUGGCAAGACUGUUAUGAACUUGGCCUCGUACAACUUCUAUAACUUGAAUGCUAGCGAUUCUAUCAAAGAAAAAGCUAUCCAGACACUCCGCACGUACGGCGUUGGUCCCUGUGGCCCGCCGCAGUUCUACGGUACCCAAGAUGUCCACAUGCACACCGAACACGAUAUCGCUAGUUUCCUUGGUACUCAGAGCAGUAUCGUUUACGCCCAUGCCUUCUCGACCAUAUCCAGUGUUAUCCCAACAUUCUGCAAACGAGGAGACGUUAUUGUAGCCGAUAAGAUGGUCAACUACUCGAUCCGCAAAGGGCUAGAGGCCUCCCGAAGCAACAUUCGAUGGUACGAACACAAUGACAUGGAAGACCUGGAACGGGUCAUGAAGAAGGUCGUCGAGGAGCAAGCCAAGAAAAAGAUUCUGACUAGGCGAUUCAUCGUGACUGAAGGCCUUUUCGAGAUGGUUGGCGACUGCUCUAAUCUUCCCAAGCUUGUUGAACUGAAGGAGAAAUACAAGUUCCGUAUUGCUCUCGAUGAGACAUUAUCGUUUGGCGUACUUGGUCACAACGGACGAGGUCUCACUGAGGCACAGAAUGUAGAUUCUGAGGCUGUGGAUAUGAUCAUUGGUUCUCUAGCAGGCCCCCUCUGCGCUGCUGGUGGUUUCUGUGCCGGUACAAACGACGUCGUAAGACAUCAGCGUAUCAAUGCCGCAUCGUACACCUACUCUGCUGCUCUACCUGCCAUGGCUGCUGUCACUGCUAGUGAGACUCUCAAUGUUCUACAAUGUAACCCAGAUAUUCUACUCCAAUGCCGAGAGAAUAUCCGAGCUAUGAGGGCACAACUAGACCCUCGAAGCGACUGGGUCCAAUGUACCAGCGAUCCGGAGAAUCCAGUUAUGUUGUUGGUAUUCAAGCCUGAGGUUGUCCAAUCGAGACGGCUUAGCAACGAGGACCAAGAGCGACUUUUCUUCGAGGUCGCAGAUGAGGCACUUACCAACGGAGUGCUCAUCACACGGUUGAAGACCAUGCCCCUGAUUGGUAGUAUUGGAACCAAAGACAUCACUAUCAGGCCAGCGCUUAAGAUUUGUAUCACGUCAGGCCUUUCCAAGAAGGAAAUCGAGAAGGCUGGAGUAACGAUCCGACACGCCAUCACCAAGAUCAUGACCCGGAAGCCCAACCGGCAAUCAUCGUUAGCUGCUUAGGAGACGUUCGGCUUUUCAUGAUUUUAUUUGCUUACCGUAUCACGUCGUCAUGGCAUGAUUUGAGAUGACAUCGCACGGAAGGGGCUCUUUCAUAUACGAUUGCGAAUUAUUCUAUGACUAGGGUAUGACCCGAUGCGGAUGCGGAUCAAUGUCAGGAAAUCCGUUUGGUUUGGGGCUGCUCGUGAAUGUAUACAGGGAUAAAAAGGAAAAGGACGGACCUUGAAAUCAGAUUAUAGACCCGAAUACUAAUUGCUAAUUGACUCCAAGUAUACUAUUAUCUACCCACGUCUUUUAGGGGGGUUUUUUAAUAGGCUUCAUCAUUUUAAUAUCCUUGAUUUGGACUAUCCCUUUACAUUAAGUCCAAAAUAGAUGCCUACCUAGGUAGGUAGUUAUUUACCCACAUAACACCACUAAUAUGAGUAUGCCUUCCCGUACCUAUCAAGCUAUCGAGGGAAGUCUGAGACAUGUUCAUGCCUUAUGGACUAUCUAUAUAUUGGAAGGUAUGAUUCGCGUAUCUCUGGCGUUCUUUCUUUACACUUCUGUCUAUCGUGUAAUUAUGUAAUUGCCUAGGUACUCUAAACAAUUCAACAUUCUCUCAACUUACCCUAGGAAAUAUAUUCUAC
Messenger RNA from Hypoxylon trugodes, 2455 nucleotides. Its product is annotated as aminotransferase class I and II. NCBI's taxonomy places the organism in Eukaryota, Fungi, Ascomycota, Sordariomycetes, Xylariales, Hypoxylaceae. Gene Ontology annotation, biological process: ceramide biosynthetic process; sphingosine biosynthetic process. Gene Ontology annotation, molecular function: serine C-palmitoyltransferase activity; pyridoxal phosphate binding. Bases 279 to 1832 code for a protein of 517 amino acids. Gene Ontology annotation, cellular component: endoplasmic reticulum. The record is from RefSeq and is a predicted model, not a curated record. The transcript is spliced from 4 exons.